This is a messenger RNA of Pelobates cultripes (western spadefoot toad), 222 nucleotides long. NCBI's taxonomy places the organism in Eukaryota, Metazoa, Chordata, Amphibia, Anura, Pelobatidae. The record is from the annotation of a GenBank genome assembly.
AUGACUCCCCUCUCCGAUGAUCAAUCUUACUCAUCCAGUGAAGCCUUCCUUGCCGAUGUGGGAGAGCUGGACAUGCUGCCUUAUAGACGGAGAGAUAACUUACCUGCAAAGUGUGUUGGGGACCAACUGGAAACGAAGGGUGCUCUAAAGGCCCUCCUGGACGACCUCCGCUGCAACAUAGCAGCAGCUAUUAACUCCUCUAAGGAAGAGAUCAUGCGCUAA